AAGCUACAAGCCCCCAGGGCUUUAGUCGCGCAUCUGUUCGUCUGACGCUUGCAAGAGUGGAGCUGACCGGGGCCCUGCUGCAAGCAUUCUUCAUUGUUUUGCUUUCGACCUCAACCUCCCUCGUUUCUUUCUGCUGCCCACAGUUCGAGAAGCAAAAAUGGCCGCUCCCUCGCGCACGUCAUUCUCGCUGCAGGGCAAAAAUCUCAAGCUCGACACGGCCGCAGACAUCGAGCCGCAUCUAGAGGAGCUGCGAGCCAUUGAGAAUCUGGAAGAGAUCCAUCUGGGCGGCAACACACUUGGCGUCGGCGCGUGCCAGGCGCUGGCAAAGGAGCUCGAGCAGAAGAGGAGCCUCAAGGUGGCCGACUUUGCAGACAUCUUCACCGGAAGACUCAUCAGUGAAAUUCCGAGUGCUCUGCGGGCCCUGUGCGAUGCUCUCGUCUCGCAUGAAUCGCUCGUCGAGAUCAAUCUCUCCGACAAUGCAUUCGGCGGGCGCUCCGCUGAGCCAAUGGUCAAUUUCCUUGAAAACAACCACCACUUUAGUGUGCUCAAGCUGAACAACAACGGCCUUGGCAUUGAAGGUGGCACCAUCGUCGCCAAGGCGCUCCUGCGCGCAGCUGAGAAGCUCAAAACAGACGGGGGCAAGCCGUCGCAGCUGCGCACCAUCAUCUGCGGCCGUAACCGCCUGGAGAAUGGCAGUGCACCGUACUGGGCGCAGGCCUUUGCUGCGCAUGGCGGGCUGGAGGAAGUGCGGAUGUUUCAGAACGGCAUCCGCAUGGAGGGGAUACAAGAGCUGACUACCAAAGGCCUCGCCUUCAACCCUAACCUGCGCGUGCUAGAUUUGCAGGACAACACCGCGACGCUCAAAGGCUCGCGCGCCAUCGCCGCCUGCCUUGCGUGCUGGCCGAAGCUGCAGGAACUCAAUCUGAGCGAGCUGCUCCUCAAGCCCAAGGGCGGCCAGCGCAUCUUCGCGACGCUUGCGCAGGGCUCCAACCCUGCGCUCAAGACGCUGCAAGUCAACUACUGCGAUCUGGACCGCACGGCGCUGACGGAGCUCUCCUCUGCGAUCGAGGGCCACUUGAAGGAGCUAGAGCAUGUCGACAUCAACGGCAACUGGGUUGACGAGGAGGACGACUGCAUCGAGGCGAUCAAGAAGGCGCUGGCAAAAUGGGGACACGAGAAUGCACUGCAGGAACUCGACGAAAUGGAUCCCGAUGGCGAGGAGGAGGAGGAAGAUGAGGGAGAAGAUGAGGGAGAAGAGAAAACUGAGGAGGACCAGAAGGCUGGAGACGAGAAAAAGGAAGAUUCUGAAGGUGUCAAGACUGAGCCACUGGCAUUCACGCCGGCGGCAGCGAGCAUAGAGCCAGUUGCCAAGACGGAAAACGCACAGCCAGAGCUAGUCAAGGAGGCAUCCACGCUGGCAGCGGCAAGCAUCGAGCCAGCUGCCAAGGCGGAAGACGUGCAGCCAGAGCCAGUCAAGGAGGCCGAAACUGAUCGUGCAGCGGAGCCCGCCUCGCCACAACCUGCAGCAGCUGCUUCUUCGCCUCCUGCUCCUGCAUCCGAAGCACCGGAAGAAUGUGAAGAACCUGCAGCCGAAAGUGCAAGCCAAGCUGAAGAAUCAACAGCGGAUGUAGUGGCGCGGCAAGAACAGGAAGAAUCCACAACGUCUGGUACAGCAACGAGCAUGGCUGGCGGCGCAGCAAACAAGGCAGCGAGCUCCAGCGCUGACAGUUUGGUGGCUACGGCUAUCGCUGUGCCCGCUGCCACUGCAGCCCUUCUGACCGCCCAGAUUACCUCUUCGUCCGCACCAACCGAGGAUGGCGUGGAAGCGGAACAAGAGGGGGAACAGGGGCUAGACGCAUGCAUUCCUCCGGUGGCUGCUACUACUACUGCCGCUGCUGAAGUUCAGCAGUCAACAGAGGAAGCACCCGUCACAUAUGCAGAGGUGGCGGCGGAAGUUACCCACGCUGAGGCUGCAUCAACGCCUAUCUCGACACCAGAGGCAGCGCCAGUACCAGCAGCAUCGGCAGGGGCAGAAGAGCCGACUAGCGUGCUCGAUGCGUCAACUGCGGAGAAAGCGCAAGAUCCAAUUUUUGGGUCCGCCGAAACGAGCAAGGCCAGUGACGAAGCUGCUGACAAGACUGCGCUUGUGGCUACGGCUGAGCCUGUUGCAAUUACGGCUAGCGAACAGCCAGUGACAGAUGCUCCUGCAGCACAGAAUGACUCAAAUGCAGCGUUGGCCCCCGCUGUCAACAGUGCGAGCGUCAGUACACCAACAAAGGCAGCAGGGCAGAGCUGUGAUGAUUCAGAGGUUUCGAAACUCGCGGACAAAGUGGCCAAGACACAUGUUUCCAAACACAGCCAGAGUGGCUCAGUGGAUCUCUCCGGAGAACUGUAUACCCCCGGCAACGACCCGAACGAGCAGCCGUCCGCAGCGGCGGAGGAAGCAAAGAAGCAGCGCACAUGGAAACGCUUCUCACUUGGCGCUGUCAAAGAACUCCUUGGUCUGAGUAAGAAAGGCUGAAUCAAAGAGGGUGUUUGGCUUUGCAUGAUCAUGAGAGAAGAUGCGGCGGUCCGAUUCUAGGAUGAGGGCCUUGUAGCGCACUCAUCUAUAAUUUGUACAAAUCCUUGGUUCUUCGAUAUUGAUAUGAUGGUGGGUUUCUUCAGAAGAGUCGGCUCGAUUGCUCACUUUCGCCAGAUGGGCCUUCUACCGCGCCUCACAAGCUUCGCGAAUGGCGGCGCGAAUAACGGAUAUGGCUUACAUCUGGUUGACGUUGUAUUGGCUGCAAAUGCAGAUCAAUUGCGGAACAAAGUCUGCCCCGUAUUCA
Molecule: messenger RNA, 2825 nt
Organism: Tilletiaria anomala UBC 951
Lineage: Eukaryota; Fungi; Basidiomycota; Exobasidiomycetes; Georgefischeriales; Tilletiariaceae
Product: RNI-like protein
Exons: 4
Coding region: 158-2521 (787 amino acids)
Biological process (GO): nucleocytoplasmic transport; activation of GTPase activity
Cellular component (GO): perinuclear region of cytoplasm; nucleus; cytosol
Molecular function (GO): GTPase activator activity; small GTPase binding
Source: RefSeq, a predicted model, not a curated record